Molecule: messenger RNA, 5179 nt
Organism: Anguilla rostrata (American eel)
Lineage: Eukaryota; Metazoa; Chordata; Actinopteri; Anguilliformes; Anguillidae
Product: KIAA0319 ortholog
Exons: 21
Coding region: 341-3523 (1060 amino acids)
Biological process (GO): neuron migration
Cellular component (GO): cytoplasmic vesicle; plasma membrane
Source: RefSeq, a predicted model, not a curated record
AGACGCUUAGCUCAUCAUCACUCACACCCCUCGGUCGCGCAUAGGCACUAGCGUAGCAACCAAGACCUCGCAGCCUCUUUUUAAGCAUCACUGCGCACAUCCCCUUCGGUAUUCAAGCUUUGCAUGCAGACACAACGUCCUGCGUCGUCACAGCAAAUACAAAAUACACCUAGGGUCCAAGUUCCGGAAAGAAGAAAAACUGAGCUCGUGUAAAGGAUAAAUAACGGGCGGAUGAAAAGAUGCUGAUGUAGCUUUACAGGAGAGCUGGUACGAUGAAGGCUUAGGUGGCCAAUGCAGAAGGACUAAAUCAAGCCACACCCCAAACUGAUGCUCUGACAUCAUGAGAACUGCUCCUGUCCUGCUUUUUUGUGUUUUCCUGCUAUGCACAAAAGGUAUAGUGGCAGAGCAGUGCUGGCAGGGGGCGACGUUCUCAAACACCAUCAUCUCGCCCAACCUGAAGAGCAGCAGCAUCCUGCGCGUGCCGGACGUGUCGUCGCUGGUGCACUGCGCCGAGGCCUGCUGCGACCUCCCGGGCUGCGACCUGGCCUGGUACUUCGAGCGCCGCUGCUACGUCCUCAGCUGCCAGCGCAAGGAGAACUGCCAGCCCAAGCAGCGGCCCGGCACCGACUCCUACGUGGCCUUCCUGCAGCGCGGCCCCGCCCAGACGCUGGUCCUGCAGUCCCUGGUGCGGGGGCAGCCCUACCCAGGCCGCUGGCGCCCGCUCCUCAGGCCCAAGGGGGCCGAAGCCCUCAAGGACAUGGGCCUGUUCGACGGAGCCCACGGCUUCGGCGACUCCGCCCUGGCGGAUAUCGACUACCCCGAGGGCUACCAGAACUCGGAGGACGGGGACGGGAUCAGGGGCAGCAGCUUCGUGGGCUCCAAGGCAGAACUGAAGGAGAGCUCGGGGUACCUGGAUUGGCCCUCGGUACCAGGAAGGGAGGGUCUUAACCUGUCAGAGUCCGGGGGCAGCCGAGGGGAGAAGGAUUCUCCUCAGGACUCUCUGCAGAACCCGACCAAGAGCAGCCUUUUUCUGCGUAGCUCCGCCCCCGGUAACCUAGAUUCUGUUCCAGCUCCACCCACUGACUCUGGCCCUACCCUCAUGUCCCCAGUUUCUGUACCAGAAGGCCUCAGUGAUAGUGAUAUUUCGCAGAAUGUAUCCUACAGCAGUCUGGAGACCACACCCCAACUCCAAAACAGCAGUGCAGACUCCACCCCCCAGAGCCAAAUGGGGACUUCCCCACCCAAAGAAAACCUCCCACCUGUGUCCGAUACUCCAGCUUCAACUGCCAUCUCAAAACCAGGCAGGACCCUGCUAGUGUCCGUGGGAGAGCCUGUGGAAGUGUCACUGCCCAGGAACUCAGUGGAGCUGAACACAUCAGUAAUAUCUGAGCCACAGUCCAAGACCUCCUAUGCUUACGAGUGGAGUUUAAUCAGCUACCCAACUGGCCACCAGGGAGAGAUGGAGGGCAAACACAGCGAGUCUGUCAGGCUGUCUGGACUGUCCACAGGCCUGUAUGCAGUGAAAGUGUGUGUGACCGGGGACGGCGCCUACGGAGAGGGCUUUGUGAACGUUACCGUUAAGGCCGCGGCUCACGAGAACCAGCCCCCCAGAGCCAUCGCCUCGCCUGAGAGCCAGGAGGUCACCCUCCCUGCUGGCUCUGUCUUCAUCGAUGGCAGCCGGAGCACUGACGAUGACAGGGUAGCAAGCUACCAUUGGGAGGAAGUGUCCAGCCCACCGCGGAAACUCAAAACCUCAGCAGACACCGCCAUCCUUCGCCUGUCAGACCUGGAACCUGGGAACUACACCUUCAGGCUGACCGUGGUUGAUUCAGAAGGGGCGACUGACUCCACCCUGGCCACAGUGAGGGCCAUCAGGCCAGUGGACCUCCCCCCGGUAGCCAUUGCUGGCCCCAACCUAACCCUCACCCUGCCCCUCAACCAUGUCGCCCUGAGCGGCAGUGAGAGCAGUGAUGACCACCCUAUCGCUGGCUACUCCUGGACCCUCCUUUCCCACAGCCCCGGCAGAGACCCCACCAUGGAGGGUGUGAGGACUCCCCUCCUCCAGCUGUCAGACCUGCAUGAGGGCGUGUACUCCUUCCAGCUGACCGUCACUGACUCGGCAGGCCAGCAAGCUUCCUCCAACGUUACGAUCCUUGUGCAGCCUGAGGAGAACACGGGCCCUACCGCAGUGGUGGGGCCAGACAGGCUGCUGACCCUUCCAGUGAACAGCACCAGGCUGGACGGCAGUGGCAGCACUGACGACCAGGGCAUUGCCACCUUCCACUGGGAAGCCAUCAGUGGUCCUCCUGGGAUGAAGAUAGAGGAUGCUGACAAGGCAGUGGCCAUGGCAACAGGUUUGGGGGCAGGCAGUUACAUCUUCAGGCUGACAGUGACAGACCAGCAGGGGGCAUCAGACAGCGCUUCCCUCACUGUUACUGUGACCGAAGCCCAGGAUCUUGCCCCUGUGGUCCAUGCCGGGGGCAGCCACACCCUGAUCCUGCCCAACAACUCCCUGGUGCUGAGGGGCUCGGUUUCCGGGGCUGACCCAGCCAACGUGUCAUACCUGUGGGUGCGAGAUGGCCAGAGCCCUGCCGCUGGGGACGUCCUGUACGGGUCGGAACGGCAGGCCUUUCUUCGCCUGGCCAACCUGGUGGAGGGGACCUACCUGUUCCAGCUGUGCGUGACCGAUUCCCAGAGACGCACCAGCAUGGCCACCGCCACCGUGGAAGUGCGUCCUGACCCCCACAGGAGGGACGAGGUGGAGCUGGAGCUGGCGGUGGCCGUGUCCCAGGUGUCCCAGCAGCAGAGGGACACAGUGGUCAGGCAGCUGGCCGCGCUUCUCCACGUGCUGGACUCUGACAUCAGCGUGCGGGGGCUGCACGCGAAGUCUGACAUCAGCGCUGCGCUGAGGUUCUGUGUACGAGGACGGGACGGGCCGAUGCCGGGCCCCCAGCUCACCCGCUUGCUGCGAAGCCUGCUGCUGAGGGGGAAGGCCGACUUCCUGCUCUUCAGGACCCUCAGGGUGGACACCACUAUGUGCCUGCUGCGCUGUUCGGGCCACGGCCAGUGUGACCCCUUCAGCAAGCGCUGUGCCUGUGAGCCCUUCUGGAUGGAGAACCCUAUUCGCCGUUUCCUUGGUGAUGGAGUGAGCAACUGUGACUGGAGCCUCCUCUACGUUGUCCUGUCCUGUUUCAUGGGCGUCAUCCUCAUCAUGUCAGUCACCUGGGCCUGCGUGUGCUGCUGUAAAAGAAUUUCAAGGAGAAGGCGAACGAAAGUGAGGAAGAAAACAAAGUACACCAUUUUAGACAACAUGGAUGACCAGGAGAGGAUGGAGCUGAGGCCAAAAUACAACCUCAAGCACAGGAGCACAGAGCACAACUCCAGCCUGAUGAUGUCAGAGUCAGAGUUUGACAGCGAGCAGGACACCAUCUUCACCCGCGAGAGGCAGGACAAGGGAAAGGGCUACUCCAACGGCACCGCCAAAAACGGGGACGCCUUCAGCUACCGCCCCGUGGACGGGUAGGCCUCCCGGAGCGAGCCUUCAGGGGUAUGAGUGCUGCUUCCCAGCGGUCCCAAAAGGGCUGCUGACAGGUUGGAAGAACUGUACACAGAGCCCUGUAAACCUGGCGAGACUUUACAGACUGCCUGGAAAUACAGACUGAUGAAUGUAGAUGUAAUUAUUUGAAAUCCCCUCUCACCCCCGACCCUUAAAACUGUUUCUCCUUGACUGUUUUUAUGCUUUUAAUAACUUUAUUUUCGGUUUAAAAAAUGUUAUUUCUUCAGGUGGCUUUCCGCGACACACAGAUCCUCUUCCUCAGAGGAUAUGGGUUGUAUGGUGUAUGGGGAAUGCUUCAACGAUGUAAUGAUGCAAAAAAUUUUAUUCUUCAUGUAAAAGGUUAAAGGUGUGUCUAGGGCUGUUUAAUUCACCAGUUCACCUCAUUGUAGUCAUUUUAAAAUUGUAUCCACUAGAAAAUUGAAUUUCAUUAGGUAUUUUGUGGAAAAGAUAGUAGUGGUUUUCAGAUGGGCAUACCAAGUACACACCAAGUGAAAAAGCUUUUACAUCACUGAUUCAUACAGUAAAUGACCAAAACAACCAACCAAAGAGUUGCCCUGAAUCUGACUUUCUCACAGAAAUCCCAGGUCCCUUCAAGGCAUUUAUAUUACAGAACUAAAAUAUGAAACUCAAGCUGCCUAAAAAACUACAUUUUGAGGCUGAACACGGAAUGUCUAGAAUAGGACUAUGCUUUCCAGAUUCAGACGCACCUGAUCAAUGCAUAUUAUCUGUUAACCAGCCUGAUUUCCAGAUUUGUUUCCAGAAUGCUACUCAGUGUACACUACAGUAUAAUCCUCCCAAUAAAGAACAAGGAACUGAUAUGAAAACAAAAUAUAUAUACAAAUUUCAAUAUGUUCAAAAAAUAUUUGUAAAAUGACAUGGCACAUACAGAAAUAUCCACUAUUCCACUUCAAUAUAUGCAACAGGGCAUAUAUUUAAUUGUGCAUUAUAUUCCACAGAAUGCGCGUACAAUAACGAGACAAUAAUUGACUCAUUUUAUAAUUUGUGCUUUAAGUUUUAACUCUAAAAUGUUUUAUACGUCUGGAACAUGUUGGGUAACACAUACCUUUUUCUCAAAGGAAUAUCUGGUUAUAUAGCUUUGAUGAAGAGACAAACACUGCUCAGAAAAGCCAUGGGGGUUGGGAGGGGAGGUGUUCAGACUAGCCCAGUCAUAGGGUGAGAACUUGCUAAUGGGUAACAAUCAAGAACCAGGUUAAUCUAAAGUGUGUAAAGACGUUUCUAAGGGACACAUUUAGCACACACAUACAAAAUGAUGUGCAGAAGCAGUCCUCUGUGAGAGCCAUGAGCAGGUGCUGUACAAGCAGGAGAAUGACAGAGACCGUACAGGUACAGGAGUCGAUGGGAGAAAUGAAUGAUCAUGGAGGCAACCAAAAUUUACACUAAAGACAUCGUAGUUUCAUCAAACAAAAAACUUCCCUCUCUGAACACAUUGAGUGAAAUAUCACCGUUGAUAAUUACUUUUGCCAUUGUGUAAACGGUCACUGGACUGGUGAACUGAUUGUACUAUUAUACUAUAUUCUUGCAUAGUACCAGUUGCUCUUUUAUUCAGUGUGAACUGAUUGUGUUCUCAUGUUCUAUAAACUUAAAAAUGGCACUUUCACAAAU